CGCCGGGUUUCCCGUACAAAAUAAUACUUUUUACUACAAUACGCGCGCGCCGCACGCAGACGUGACCAUCGCACACAGUGGUGGCCGCACGAACAUCCGCCGCCGCCGCCGCCGCUGCCGCCGCUGAGUGUAACCGCGACCAUUGCCGCCGCCGACGCUGUUCCUACCUAAAAACACCCGCGAACCGAUGUAACGCGUGCACACACGAGUGCGUGUCGUCGUCGUCGUCGUCGUCGUCGCGCAGCCGUUACGGUAACAAUCGAACGGUUACGAUACGCAAGUUUUCAACGCUAGCCGUCCCGGUUUUCCCUGCCGCGCGCGUCCGUUUCCCGCUAACCGCCCGCAGUGCACAUGUGUCUUGUCGUCGACGCCGUCCCAAUAGUGCGGUCGAGUAACGCGCGUGCCGCAUAACUCGCGCUAUGGUUUUCGCCGACCGUCCGGCCGCCGCCACGGCCGCCACGUACGUUUGCCUCGUGCUGCUGGUCGUCUCGCCGCUGUCCGGCGUCCGGGCCCAGACCGAGGACAUACCGCACAACGAAGUGAAAAAUUGGGCACUGAAAUUUGGCGUGGACCUGUGGGAGUUUGGCAGACAAAUCACUAAUAUGAAUGAAAUACAAAGAAAAUAUCGAGAGAGAGAAUCUAAAGUUCGAAGAAAAGAUGGACUCUUACUUAUUCGUGAUUUAGCAGCUGAAGUUAAAAAUAUGAUGGACAUCAAAAUGAAUUCUGUUUUGAGAUUAAUGGAAGCUGGUGAACAAUCUAAUCUAGCUCACCAAGAUACAUCUGUGAAGAGUGAACGUUAUGUAAAUGAUGGUUUUGGAGAUUAUAAAAGUUUAGAAUCAAUAGACCGAUAUGAUCAAUGUGCAUUUAAUACUACUGUAAAUUGUGUACUGCUACAGAGUACAUAUGUAGAUCCAGAUUCAGUGGACGAAACAGUGUUACGAGAUAUGCAAUGGACAGACAAUUUGGAUCCAAUAUUUGUUAGCAAUUACGAAAUGGAUCCUGUACUUUCGUGGCAAUAUUUUGGUAGCACAAAAGGAACACUAAGAAGAUUCCCAACUUUGAGAUGGCCUUCGUAUUCGGGAUUAUCGCCAUCUGCUCUAUUUGAUUACCGACUAAAUCCAUGGUUUGUAGAGGCUGCAACUAGUGCCAAAGACCUAGUUAUUAUAGCUGAUUUCUCCAUCGCAUUAUCUGACUAUAAGCUAAGUCUCGUAAGAGCUACUGCUUUGGCGGUCCUUGAUACACUGGGAGCUAAUGAUUUUGUCAAUGUCUUAUCUCUUGAAUCGUCAAAUUAUGAAAUAGUACCAUGUUUUAAGGAUGUUAUUGUGCAGGCCAAUGAGAAGAACUUGAGAGAUUUAAGAUCAGCUGUGGCACAGUCAAAGUUUGCAGGCAGUUCUAACUUCACGGGAGCUCUAUCUCGUGCAUUCGACAUACUACACAAAUUUAAUCGUACUGGUCAAGGAAGUCAAUGUAAUCAAGCUAUAUUGAUAAUUACCGAUGGUCCAUUUGGUCCGUACAAAGAAGUUUUACAACACAAUAAACCACAUAUGCCGAUUCGAGUUUUUACGUAUUUAAUAGGUAAAGAUAACUCAAACGCGGCUGAUAUGAAUUGGAUUGCUUGCAAUAAUAAAGGAUUUUUCGAACAUAUUGAAGAUCAAAGAAAUCUUCGAGAAAAAGUAUUAAAUUAUAUUUUAGUAAUGGCCAGACCCUUAAUUAUGUAUCAAACUGAUCAUCCUGUAUAUUGGUCUCCAGUAUACCUUGCAAGCAAAGUUGAUAAUUUAAAAUCUACUGACUCCAUAGAUGGUAGGCUCAUGACUACAGUAUCAGCACCCGUUUUUGACAGGAGAAACCAUUCGGAACGAGUCGCCAAUUUAUUAGGUGUGGUCGGUAUGGACGUUUAUAUUGACGACCUGAAAAAACUUGUACCGGCCUAUAAGCUCGGAGCCAAUGGUUACUCCUUCAUAUUGGACAAUAACGGACAUGUCCUUUAUCAUCCAGACUUCCGUCCAACGCAAUCUGAUUCGGUCAGACCUCAAUAUAAGACGGUCGACCUGAGUGAGAUUGAGUUGCCGGACGCGGACACUAAUAAUAACACUCUAUUACUGGAAUUAAGGAGAGAAAUGAUUGAACAACAUGAAGGUGAGACUACCUUAAAAGUCAAAACUCACUUGGAUAAUAUGAGACGAGUAUCCACAAGAAAAUAUAAAUAUUUUUAUCAUCCCAUCGAAGAUACACCUUUUAGUUUAGGCAUAGCUCUGCCCGAGAGUUAUGGAAUGUAUGAACUUAUUGGAGAAGAAGAAAUCAAAUUAACUCAAUUCAACAUAACAGAAUAUUUUAAAGGUAAAAAUUGGAAAGUUCAUCCAGAUUGGGUAUAUUGUGAAUAUAACUAUGGAAAUGAACAUAACUUUAAGACUCCUGAGGAUAGAGUGUUGCAUUUUUUGUCUAGAACAAAACGUCCGGGUUGGAAAUGGAUGUCACUGAGGUCUAGAAUGCCACAAAGAGAACCUGGCACAAGUCAGGUUUAUAACACGUGGAGAAAAGAAAAAGAUUCUCAUUAUUGUGAUAAAAAUCUUUUACAGUCAUUAGUAUUUGAUGCAUUAGUAACAGAUAGCCUCGAAAAACUAACGAGUCAAAUAUCUAAGGCGGACAAACAUAAAUCUACAAACGCGUUACUCAAAAUGCAAAAUUUAAAAAAUAGCCAAGGACAUCAUAUGUUUGGUGUCACACUUACCUUCAUAGCGACAAGGAGUGGAUUGUUGAGAUGGCGGGAUCACGGAACAGCUAACAAUAGAGGGCCUGAACCACAUUUUAGCGAAACAAAUAAAAAAGCCAUAGACGAGGUGUGGUACAAAAGAGCGAUUGAUCAACACAACAUAGAACCUGAGAGUUUCGUGUUUUCAGUACCAUUUAAUUCUGGUGCUGGACUCGACCGGCCACUGAUUACAGCCACACACGCCAUGUUCGUAGAAAACAAAGGUCAUCGUGCAGCAGCCGCAGUCGUCGGCAUACAAUUCCAACAUUCGUCGAUCGCUUCGCAUUUCAUCAAUAUCACUUCGGCCUGUACUGGUAUGACCGGAUGCAAAAAAACCUGUGCUUCCGACGAUCUCGAUUGUUACGUGUUGGAUAAUAACGGUUUCAUUAUCAUAUCCGAACAGUCCCAUCACACCGGUCAAUUUUUCGGACAGACCGAUGGCACGAUUAUGGAUUCAUUGGUUCAAGACGGUAUUUAUAAGAAAAUCACCGUAAUGGACAACCAAGGCGCGUGUCAUAGCGGAAUCGAACCCGGGACUGAUUCUGCGUCUGCGCUUCGUCCUCUCCAGCCAGUCAUUUGGUUUGCGCAAUGGUUAUUGGGUCGGUUGGCUUGGUUAGCAGUCGAAACUCACAUCUACCACGUACUAUUUCCAGAUUGGAUUCAAGCGCAAGAAGAAGAUCCAAUGUAUUCGGAAUACGACCUGGGACCAGACGAAUUCGUACCGGAUCAAGGAGAAAAGACUGCUGACCAGAGUGACAAGCCUACAAUGGAAGGUAGCGAUCGAGGUGGUUCCGACAACGAUUACAAAGACACGCCACCACAUCCACCACUUUACGUGCCUAGUAUGAAAAAUUCCGAGUACUUUAACCCCGUUUACAACCGAACGCAACCAGGCGUAACCAGAACCUGUCGCAAAGCAGUCGACUUGUACGUUCUGCAGCCCAAUAGAUUGAACAUGAGCGGGUCGUUUAAUCCGCUCAAAGGAAAAUUGACCAAUUGUCACGCUACUGGAUGUGAACGACCAUUUAGCGUGCAAAAAAUCCCCCACAGCAACCUAAUACUAUUAGUGGUGGAUACGUUGUGCCCCUGUGGUAGCAAACAACUCAGCAUUGAACCUCAAGAGAUCCGAAUGGCAACAGAUGAAUCCGGACAACCUGUAUACAAUUGUCAAGACCAUAACAUGUUCCGAAGGCGUACUGGAAAAUGCAUUAACUAUCAUCCAGAAGAAAUUGAAAUCAAACAGUGCGGUUCGAGUUCAGCGUUAUUGGUCACCUCAUACCUAGUACUGCUGGGUAUGAUAACAGCUAUAUGGAUAACGUGAUCGUCGUAUUUCAGCUGAACGAUCAAUUCCUCAGCGUUAACGUUUUUACGAAAAAUAUAUUAUAAAUGUAUGAUAAUUAUUAAAACAAUAUUUUUUUUUUAUAUAACAUCUUUUAUCAAUUUUUUAUUGUUAUUAUUAUUCGUUUAAAGGCCAGUCCGCGAAUGUGCGAACUUUUACGUGCCCCGCUUAAUUGUUGUAAUAAUAAUAGUAUUUGGUCUACACAUACACACACACACACACACACACACACACACACACACACACACACAUAUUAAUACUCACAAUAUGAACGCAUAUCGUAUAUGGUAUAUGUAUUAUGGAUUUUCUGUUAUAUGUAUAUAACAUGACUAUACUAAAAUAUUUUUGUACGUCAAAAAUUAUUAUGUACUUG
Sipha flava (yellow sugarcane aphid) is the source of this 4461-nucleotide messenger RNA. It is a transcript of the gene stol, whose product is annotated as voltage-dependent calcium channel subunit alpha-2/delta-3. NCBI's taxonomy places the organism in Eukaryota, Metazoa, Arthropoda, Insecta, Hemiptera, Aphididae. Gene Ontology annotation, cellular component: voltage-gated calcium channel complex. The transcript is spliced from 28 exons. The record is from RefSeq and is a predicted model, not a curated record. Bases 420 to 4070 code for a protein of 1216 amino acids. Gene Ontology annotation, molecular function: voltage-gated calcium channel activity.